Molecule: messenger RNA, 1943 nt
Organism: Oncorhynchus nerka (sockeye salmon)
Lineage: Eukaryota; Metazoa; Chordata; Actinopteri; Salmoniformes; Salmonidae
Gene: nif3l1
Product: NIF3 NGG1 interacting factor 3-like 1 (S. cerevisiae)
Exons: 7
Coding region: 109-1404 (431 amino acids)
Cellular component (GO): mitochondrion; cytoplasm
Source: RefSeq, a predicted model, not a curated record
CUAGUAGGUGGCAGUAAUGCAACAUUUAUUGGAUGCCAACUGCGGUUAAACCUCAUCGAAGAAGAAGGUAACCGCAAUAGCUGGCUCUCUCUCCACCAGUCUACACUAAUGUUGACUGGAUACAAGAAUGUUUUCCAGAGAAUUCUGUCAUUGACCUGCAGAAGGAGCUACCACGAAAGCAUCUUUCAAACACUCGCUUGUUCCACUUUCUCUUCUCACUCCAAAUUGUCUGCCCUUCGCUCAUCCUUUUUUUCUGACCCCUCUCAUUGUAAUAUUAGGUCUUAUCAGCUUUCUACCCAUCUCCAUCAUUGCUACUCUUUUUCGUGCUCCCUUUCCCACUCUUCUCGUACAACAGGUCCAAUGGAUUUAAAGGAGGUUCUCAAGGUUCUGGAGGAGCUUGCCCCUCUAUCACUGGCAGAGUCCUGGGAUAACGUUGGCCUAUUAGUUGAACCCAUUAAAUGUCGGCCUAUCAAAACCAUCCUGUUAACCAAUGACCUGACCGAUUCUGUCAUGUCGGAAGCAGAGGCCAUGAACUGCGAUCUCAUCAUCUCUUACCACCCCCCGCUGUUUCAUCCAAUCAAGUGCUUGGUUUCAAAGAACUGGAAGCAGCGAUUGGCUAUCCGGGCGAUUACGGCUGGAAUAGCAGUGUUUUCUCCUCACACCUCUUGGGACAGCGUCAAAGGAGGCGUGAAUGACUGGCUGGUUGGAGGAAUUGGGAGUGGCAAAGUUUCGGUGUUGAGUCAAGCCUUCAGUAGCGCCCCCCAGAGCCACAAACUGGAGUUUACAGCCAGGAGUCAGGAGGAGCUCAACACCAUCAUGGCAGAACUGAAGGGGACGAAUAGUGGUGUCAAUUUACAGCACACAGCUGUCAGCUCUGAAACUGAUGGCUUCUUCAUAAGUCUGAUCUGUCCAGACUCAGGGCUGACCCCCAGUGUUCAAACUCUGUUACAACACGCCACUCCCAGCCAGUCUCUCAGUAUCCUUCAAGUAAAAAAGCGUCCUCUCCCAGGCUACGGCCAAGGGCGACUAAGUGUUUUGGACGAGCCCGUAACUGUGGCGGCAGCCGUCCAGCGAAUGAAAUCACACCUGGGUUUGAAUCACCUUCGACUGGCCCUCGGAGCCCAGCAAACUUUAGAGUCCAUUGUAAGCACUGUGGCAGUGUGUGCUGGGUCCGGAGGCUCAGUAUUGAAUGGAGUGAAAGCAGACCUCUACAUCACAGGUGAGAUGUCCCAUCACGAGGUCCUGGACUCCGUCGCUGCGGGUGCCAGUGUGAUCCUCAGUGACCAUAGCAACAGCGAGCGUGGUUUCCUGGCCGUGUUCAAGAAGAGGCUGGCAGGGCAUCUGUCCAACUCUGUUACCGUGGCGCUGUCACAAGCUGACAGGGACCCCCUGGAGGUGGUCUGAGAUGCUUACAGUUUUCCCCAACUGGCAGCCCACAGACCGAAUCUAUUCCGCAGGUGGUUUUCUUAGCAAAUAAAUAAUAAAUUCAUAUUUAGUCAUAAGGCUGUAAAAUCAAGGAAAUCAACUAAGCAAUUUUUUUUUUUUUUUUUUUUUUUUUUUUUGGGGUUAAUCUGUUCCCAAGUAUUCCCACACAUAAUAGAGAUGUGAUCGGUUACUAAUGUAAGCAAGGUUUGAAAUGAUUAAGUGAAAUAUAUGUUUGGGCUUCUUCCUGUCUAUUUGCAGUCUACAAAUGAUUCGUAAUUAUGCUCCAACCUUCCCGAUCAUCCCCUCAAGGAAAAAAAUAGGACUGUGUUUGAAUCUAGUUGAUGAUCUCUGCGUUAAAGGAUUUAUUAAAUGCAAUAAGGAAAUGCAGGACUAAUGUAUACAACUGAAUAAGGUAAUCCUUUGGUGAUAUUCAAAGUAUGCAUCUACAUCAGUGGUCACCACAGCAUUCCUAGUCAAUCACCAAACAAUGUAAAAAAAUAAAUAUAUAAAUCCUUGCA